Molecule: messenger RNA, 477 nt
Organism: Guillardia theta CCMP2712
Lineage: Eukaryota; Cryptophyceae; Pyrenomonadales; Geminigeraceae
Exons: 2
Coding region: 1-477 (158 amino acids)
Source: RefSeq, a predicted model, not a curated record
AUGCAGUACGGCAGCGAUGAUGUCCCGGCCCUUGAUCGCUUCGUUGCGUGCUUACCUUACGCGCUUCCUCUUGCAGAUUCAUUUGAAUGGGGUCAUUUCCUCUUCGACAAGUUUCCGAUCUUGGCUCUUCCGUUCGUUCCAUUGUUUCCUGUCAUUUCUUUACUAAAUGCCCCUUUCGUGUCGUUUGCGGUCUUCAUUGCUCUAUUUUCGUUCGUUACACGCAAUCCCUCAAUCCCGAGGUUUGUAAGGUACAACACGCUGCAGGCAAUUUACCUCGACAUCGCCCUGAUCUUCCCGUCCUUGUUCAAAGGUUUGGCAGGAAAUGUACCUUUGGAGUUGGCGGAAACAGGGAGCAACACAGUCUUUUAUGCUAUUCUUUUGUCUGUGAUCUAUGCUGCUGUUUCUAAUAUCAGUGGAAAGCUUCCCAACGAGAUUCCCUUGAUCAGUGAAACAGUUGAUGGACAGAUGCCUUUUUGA